Molecule: messenger RNA, 1718 nt
Organism: Thrips palmi
Lineage: Eukaryota; Metazoa; Arthropoda; Insecta; Thysanoptera; Thripidae
Gene: CycJ
Product: cyclin-J
Exons: 7
Coding region: 388-1272 (294 amino acids)
Biological process (GO): mitotic cell cycle phase transition; regulation of cyclin-dependent protein serine/threonine kinase activity
Cellular component (GO): nucleus; cyclin-dependent protein kinase holoenzyme complex; cytoplasm
Molecular function (GO): cyclin-dependent protein serine/threonine kinase regulator activity
Source: RefSeq, a predicted model, not a curated record
GAGAAAGCUAAGAAAACAAUAACAAGCCUCCCCUUCGCCCCCGCCCCUUUCCGCGUAGCCAACCCCUUUGUGCUACAUGCCUGGACUUGAAGUUUUGAUGUGUACGUACCCUGCUUUUGGACAUGAAAGAAAGCUUUGUUUCUUUAUCCAACCGGCGUGUCAAGUGUCGCCGUCUGGGUGGGAGUGCGAAGCGUGUGGAGCACGGAGCACAGCACUUCGUCCACAUUUAUUGAUAGCGCUUAGGAGUUGUCAUUCCGUCUUGACGUAAAUUACCAGCUUUAUGGUCCUGCAACUCUUUGAAGAAGCAGGUAUCAUCCCUCGCCUCUCGUAUCUGUGCAACUGCGAAAGAGAAGUGUACGCCUUGACAGUGUCUUCGCCAACAUCCACAUGUCUCGUAAUAAAUUAAGAGAAGCAUGGCCCCUUGAAUAUGCGGUUGAACAUCAUGAAAUUUUCAGAGAGAAAGAACUUACCAGAAGGAACUUCACCUUCGCUAGUCCUCAGAUUCAACACCGGGCAUAUUUGGUAAGCUGGAUCCGAGUUCGAGCUGAAAAAUUCAACUUGGGCACAUGCACAGUUCACCUGUCAAUUUACCUCUUAGACAUAUUUAUGGAUAACUACAACAUUGAAUUGGAGAAGCUCCACCUUGUCGCUCUGAUCUGUCUUCAAAUUGCUUCUAAAUUUGAAGAAUAUGACAUUAGAACUCCAAAAAUCAGUCAACUGAACAGCGUUGCCAACAAUAGGUAUUCAACAUCAGACUUUCAUGAUUUGGAAGUGAUGAUGCUGACUUUCUUUGAUUGGAAUUUGAAUAUACCAACAGCAGCACACUUUGCCGAAUACUAUUCAUUGUUUACUGUAACUCGGACAGACUGGGAUCCAACAGAGUAUGUUUCUUAUGAAACAUUUUGGCAAGAAGCCCAAAGAGCUGUGAAAGAUUAUUUAGAGCUAUCUCUACUAGAUAUGUGUAUGAUUCAAUUCAUGCCCUCUGUAGUGGCAUGUGCAUGUAUUCUUCUAGCAAGGCAGCAAUUACGCCUUGCCUACAGAUGGACCAAAGAGCUGACUGCCAUUACUAAAUAUGUUUGUGAUGAUCUCGUAUUAUGUGCCAAUGCAAUUCUCAGUAGAAACCCCAAUCGUGGCAGCGAUUGUAAACGGAAGGUUGUAGAUUCUCCUGAUAUGGGUUAUGCAACUGGAGGCAGCAACAUCAGUACACCAGAAGGAACCUCUAGAAAACGGCGGGCCAUUAGAGAAGAUGGUCAUGCUACUAUUAACUAUUGAUUUUUUAAAAAAUGAUUUUUUUGUUUCGGUUUUGUUGAGUAUGAAUCAAUUGAUUGAUUUAUCAUUAAUGCAGUGAACAUUGUUACAUAUUCAUUUUGGGCCUGAAGAAGGCUAAUACUAGUCAGAGGCAUUUACCUUAAUUUUGAUUUAUAGAUCUGUUAAAUUUCAACCUUUUAUCAAUGUUUCAACAACAUAUCUUUUUAAGGUAAUAUUAUUUUCAGAGUUAAACUGUACAAUCAAGGAAGUCCUCAAUCAUCAACCAUCUCCUGCUGAGAUCUUCUGUGAAUUUUGUUAGAAACUUGAUUAUUAUUGAUAUUGAUCAACUUGUGGUAGUGGUCCUUUUUUGUUAAAAAGUAAGCAAAUUUGUAGUUGAGUCUUUCUUUUCCUGUAAAAACCUAUAAUACCGUGAGGGAAGAUAAAAAUGAAAUAAAUCAAGCUGUGCUCUA